AUGGAUUCGCAGCAGCAGUUUGAGCGUCUUGUCACCUUCGUCUUCAGGUAUUUUGACAUUCACGAGAAAGGUCGUGUCCCCGCCGGAGUUUUGGGAUCCAUGCUACGGUCCCUGGGCCAAGUUUGGAGUUUUGCAGAAAUCGUGCAAGUGGUUGACAAGCAAGGCGAACGAGAAAUCACAUUGUUCGAUUUCCAAUCCCUGGCAAGGAAGAAACGGGCGGCAGAGCUCCAGAGCCUCAACAAGUCGAAGCAAAAGAAAAAGAACUCCUUGAAUGCUCUCAGUGCUCUAGGGGACUCCGUAGCUGAUCCUUUCCCUGGCUUGUCCCUCGCAGAGAUCGAGGAACUGCGUGUCUGUUUCUCUCUCUUAGACCCUGACGGCACUCAAGUGUGUGCAAGAAAUGAAAUAGAGCAGAUUCUGACUUGCUUAGGGGAGCAGCUGUCGCCGGCAGACGUGCAGCAACUCUUCCUCUUGGAGCGCCUAGAAGGAAAGCAGUUCCUCAACUUCGACGAGUUUGCCAGACUCUGCGAAAGGAUUUAA
Cyclospora cayetanensis is the source of this 537-nucleotide messenger RNA. RefSeq names its product calmodulin. Bases 1 to 537 code for a protein of 178 amino acids. The record is from RefSeq and is a predicted model, not a curated record. The transcript has a single exon. NCBI's taxonomy places the organism in Eukaryota, Apicomplexa, Conoidasida, Eucoccidiorida, Eimeriidae.